Messenger RNA from Peniophora sp. CBMAI 1063, 351 nucleotides. The record is from the annotation of a GenBank genome assembly. NCBI's taxonomy places the organism in Eukaryota, Fungi, Basidiomycota, Agaricomycetes, Russulales, Peniophoraceae.
AUGUCUGUCAAUCCAACGAACGGCAAGCGCACUUUCAUCGCCUGGUGUCCCGAUUACACGGAUGAGGGCGCGUUCGCUCGGCGUAUGUCUGUGCGGCCCUUGCACCUCGAGGGCAUCCAUAAGCACGUAGCCGCCGGCUACUUCAAGUUUGGUGCCUACACGCUUACCGCUGAUUCCAUCGGCAAGCCCGUCGAGGAUCAGGUUAUCAAUGGAUCGAACAUGGUCUUCCUGGCGGAGAGUAUUGAAGAGGUGUGGGGGUACGUCAAGGCAGAUCCUUACUGGGAGAACAACGUCUGGGACAAGGAGAAGGUUGUCGUUUUGCCUGUCGUGAUACCUGUUCAGUCGUCGUGA